AUGGCCAAGUCCAAGAACCACACCAUAGACAACCAGUCGUACAAAUGGCACAGAAAUGGCAUCAAGAAAUCCCGGUCACAAAGAUAUGAAUCUCUAAAGGAGGUCGACCCCAAGUUCCUGAGGAACAUGAGCUUUGCCAAGAAGCACAUCAAGAAAUGCCUGAAGAAGAUGCAGGCCAGCAAUGUAAAGGCAGUGAGAGUGCGCACAGAGGCCGUCAAGGCCGUGGUGAAGCCUCAGGCCAUCAAGCCCAAGAUGCCAAAGGGCCCCAGCUGCAAACUCAGUUGCCCGGCUUUCAUCGCUCACCCCAAACUUGGGAAGCAGAUUUGA
Messenger RNA from Apodemus sylvaticus (European woodmouse), 327 nucleotides. Its product is annotated as 60S ribosomal protein L29-like. The transcript has a single exon. Gene Ontology annotation, biological process: cytoplasmic translation. Gene Ontology annotation, molecular function: structural constituent of ribosome. Gene Ontology annotation, cellular component: ribosome; cytosolic large ribosomal subunit. The record is from RefSeq and is a predicted model, not a curated record. Lineage: Eukaryota; Metazoa; Chordata; Mammalia; Rodentia; Muridae. Bases 1 to 327 code for a protein of 108 amino acids.